AUGAAAGGGCAGAAAGGAGAGCAGAACAAACUCCUAACAGGAGGAGACUCACUCAUGGCCUAUGAGACAGAGGAUCAGGAGACUCAAUACUGCUUUCCUGCCAUUAACUCAUCAUGUGUCAAGGGGAAACGUUCCAAACAUGAAUAUAAUAUCUUUUACCUAUUUGUAUUGUUACUGUCAGCAUGGACUGUGUUUCUGAACCUGCUGGUGAUCAUCUCCAUCUCUCACUUCAAGAAGCUUCACACUCCAACCAACCUGCUCAUUCUCUCUCUGGCUGUGGCUGAUUUGUUUGUUGGACUUAUUGUGAUACCAACUGAGGGUAUCAAGCAAAUUGAGACAUGUUGGUACUUUGGAGACACUUACUGUGGACUGUUUGUAAUUAUUGUUAGGUUGCUCCUUUCUACAUCUCUUAGUAAUUUAGUUUUAAUUGCUGUUGAUCGUUAUAUGGCUGUGUGUUAUUCCUUACAGUACCCACAAAGAAUAACCAAAACUAAAACCGUAAUAAGCAUCUGUCUUUGUUGGUUUUGUUGUUCAGUUUACAAUAUUUGGUAUGUCAUUGGUAACGGGUAUUUUAGCAUAUCUAACAAAACACUGUGUUAUGGCCAGUGCAUGGUUUUGAUCACUCCAACUUGGAGAUUCAUUGAUUUAAUAUUUUCCUUCCUUUUUCCUUGUACUGUGAUCAUCACUGCAUAUGUGAGGAUAUUUUAUGUCGUGCAAAAGCAAGUGAAGGUUAUAAACUCUCAAAUAAAUGGUGUAAAAUGUGUAGUGGAAGUUUCAAUCAAGAGGAAAUCUGAGAGUAAAGCUGCUCUGACAUUGGGAAUCAUUGUGACAGCUUAUCUGCUUUGCUGGAUUCCUUUCUAUAUUUGUUCUCUAACAAAAAUCACAACGAUCACAUCCACUACUAUGACACUACUAGUAUGGACCUUCCAUUUAAACUCAGGUCUAAAUCCUAUCGUCUAUGCUUUGUUUUACCGCUGGUUUAAAAUAUCCAUUAAACACAUUGUAACGCUCCGAAUAUUUCAGCCAGCAUCCUCUCUAAUGGACAUUUUUACUGAUAGUCAUUCAUGA
Molecule: messenger RNA, 1068 nt
Organism: Danio aesculapii
Lineage: Eukaryota; Metazoa; Chordata; Actinopteri; Cypriniformes; Danionidae
Product: trace amine-associated receptor 13c-like
Exons: 1
Coding region: 1-1068 (355 amino acids)
Biological process (GO): G protein-coupled receptor signaling pathway
Cellular component (GO): membrane
Molecular function (GO): trace-amine receptor activity
Source: RefSeq, a predicted model, not a curated record